This is a messenger RNA of Spinacia oleracea (spinach), 3877 nucleotides long. RefSeq lists its product as uncharacterized. Bases 559 to 3636 code for a protein of 1025 amino acids. The record is from RefSeq and is a predicted model, not a curated record. Gene Ontology annotation, molecular function: thiamine pyrophosphate binding; oxoglutarate dehydrogenase (succinyl-transferring) activity. The transcript has 9 exons. NCBI's taxonomy places the organism in Eukaryota, Viridiplantae, Streptophyta, Magnoliopsida, Caryophyllales, Amaranthaceae. Gene Ontology annotation, biological process: tricarboxylic acid cycle. Gene Ontology annotation, cellular component: mitochondrion; oxoglutarate dehydrogenase complex.
CCUCGGGUCCUCCACUCAACAAGACAAUUCUCUCUCCUACAGCUUCAUUUCCCACCUCUGCAAGCCGCAUCCCCCAUUACCGGAAAUGCUCACCCCGCACAUUUUCUCUCUCCACCAUGGUUGUUUCUCCAAUUCAAUAGCACCAAAUUGAAUCAUACUAUCCUUCCCCCGAUUUCACGCCACCACCUCAGACACCGUAACACUGCCACCGCUCUACCUGGCUGCCGAUCAUCGGAGCAACCCGCUGCUAACCAAAUCGACGCCGGAAUUAGGUACAUCCUUUUUCGUACUCCGUAAAUCGUAUCCCGACAACGCCGACACCGUCGUUUCCGGUGACGGAAUUUGAUUUUUUGUUGAAAGGUCAAUUUCGGAAACAUUUAGCGGUUCACCUUUUGGAAUUUGGACAAAAAAAUCAACUCACUUUAGCAAAAGAAAAAAGAACCUUCUUCUCUGAAUAGCAGUAAUAGGACCCUAUCUCUCUCUCUCCUCAUUUCACGCGGUCUUCGACCUUUCUUAGGAUUGAAGCUUGAUAAGCUGGUGAGUUUGUGAUCAAAAGUUAUGACUUGGUUUAGAGCUGGAUCUAAUGUGGCCAAGCUUGCUGUUAGGAGGACUGUAUCUCAGGGGCGUUCUUAUGUGACUAGAACGCGAGUAAUUGAUUCACAGAGCCGUUUUGUUAAUUCGCAGAGUCGUUUUUUCCAUAGCACAGUUUUGAAACCGAAAGCAGCUCCUGUUCCACGACCUGUACCCCUUUCGCGGCUUACUGAUAGUUUUCUUGAUGGGACCAGUAGUGUUUACCUUGAGGAGCUACAAAGAGCUUGGGAAGCUGACCCUGAUAGUGUUGAUGAAUCAUGGGACAAUUUCUUCAGGAACUUUGUUGGCCAAGCGGCUACUUCACCAGGGAUCUCAGGACAGACUAUUCAAGAGAGUAUGCGUUUGCUACUGCUUGUGAGGGCGUAUCAAGUUAAUGGUCACUUUAAGGCCAAGUUGGAUCCAUUGAGUCUGGAGCAAAGGCCGGUUCCUGGUGAUUUGGACCUGGAUAAUUAUGGGUUCACCGAAGCUGACUUAGAUCGUGAAUUCUUCCUCGGAGUAUGGAGGAUGGCUGGGUUUUUGUCAGAGAAUCGUCCUAUUCAGACCCUUAGAAAUAUCCUUAACCGUCUUGAGCAGGCAUAUUGUGGUAGCAUUGGUUUUGAAUAUAUGCAUAUAGCUGACCGUGAGAAGUGUAACUGGCUGAGAGAUAGAAUUGAGACCCCGACUCCAAUGGAAUAUAACAAGGAACGGAGACACGUGAUGUUGGACAGGCUUAUAUGGAGUACUCAGUUUGAGAGUUUCUUAGCAACUAAGUGGACUACAGCUAAAAGGUUUGGUCUUGAAGGUUGUGAAACUCUCAUUCCUGGUAUGAAGGAGAUGUUUGAUAGAUCAGCAGAUCUUGGGGUUGAGAAUAUUGUCAUUGGAAUGUCUCACAGGGGUAGGUUAAAUGUGCUUGGUAAUGUUGUGAGAAAACCACUUCGACAGAUAUUUAGUGAGUUUAGUGGCGGCAUCAAACCUAUAGAUGAGGUUGGACUUUACACAGGAACUGGAGAUGUCAAGUACCAUCUAGGAACUUCUUAUGAUAGGCCUACUAGGGGUGGUAAGCGGAUCCAUCUCUCGUUGGUUGCGAAUCCAAGUCACUUAGAAGCUGUGGAUCCAGUUGUGGUUGGGAAAACAAGAGCCAAACAAUAUCACUCUAAUGAUGUCGACAGGACAAAAAAUAUGGCUAUUUUAAUCCAUGGUGAUGGUAGUUUUGCUGGACAAGGUGUGGUGUAUGAGACACUCCAUCUUAGUGCUCUUCCAAAUUACACUACUGGCGGUACUAUCCACAUUGUGGUGAACAAUCAAGUUGCCUUUACAACUGAUCCAACUGCAGGAAGAUCUUCACAGUACUGCACUGAUGUUGCAAAAGCUCUGGAUGCUCCCAUUUUUCAUGUAAAUGGGGAUGAUUUGGAGGCGGUGGUCCAUGUUUGUGAGCUUGCAGCGGAGUGGCGUCAAACCUUCCAUUCAGAUGUUGUGGUAGACAUUGUUUGCUACCGUAGAUUUGGUCAUAAUGAGAUUGAUGAGCCGUCUUUCACCCAACCAAAGAUGUACAAGAUAAUCAGAAAUCACCCUUCUUCUCUUGAUAUCUACAAGAAGAAAGUUCUUGAAUCUAGCGAAAUGUCAAAGGAAGAAGUUGAUCAGAUCCAAAAGAAGGUUAUGACAAUCCUCAACGAGGAGUUUGAUGCCAGCAAGGAAUAUGUGCCGCAAAGGAGGGACUGGCUUUCUGCCUAUUGGCUGGGUUUCAAGUCUCCUGAGCAGCUUUCUAGAAUCCGUAACACUGGGGUUAAACCAGAGAUCUUGAAGAAUGUUGGCAAGGCAAUCACCACCCUUCCUGAAACUUUCAAGCCACACAAAGCUGUGAAAAGGAUUUAUGAGCAACGUGCUCAGAUGAUUGAAUCAGGGGAGGGUAUCGAUUGGGCGGUUGGUGAAGCACUUGCCUUUGCGACUUUGCUAGUUGAAGGCAAUCAUGUCCGGUUGAGCGGUCAGGAUGUUGAGAGGGGUACAUUCAGCCACAGGCAUUCUGUACUCCAUGAUCAGGAAUCUGGAGAAAAAUACUGCCCCUUGGGCCACGUCAUGAUAAACCAAAAUGACGAGAUGUUUACUGUUAGUAACAGUUCUCUUUCAGAGUUUGGUGUGCUUGGAUUUGAAAUGGGUUAUUCCAUGGAAAACCCAAAUUCUUUGGUCAUCUGGGAAGCUCAGUUUGGCGACUUUUCUAAUGGAGCACAAGUAAUUUUUGAUCAGUUCUUGAGCAGUGGGGAAUCCAAGUGGUUACGUCAAACUGGUCUUGUUGUGCUACUUCCUCAUGGAUAUGAUGGUCAGGGACCUGAACAUUCGAGUGCACGUUUGGAACGUUUCCUACAGAUGAGUGAUGACAACCCCUACGCCAUACCUGAGAUGGAACCCACACUACGUAAGCAAAUCCAAGAAUGCAACUGGCAGGUUGUCAAUGUAACAACGCCUGCUAAUUAUUUCCACGUUUUGCGUCGACAGAUUCACAGGGAAUUCCGUAAGCCUCUGAUCGUCAUGGCACCCAAGAACUUGCUUCGACACAAAGAAUGCAAAUCAAACCUUUCUGAAUUCGACGAUGUUAAGGGCCAUGCUGGUUUCGAUAAACAAGGAACAAGAUUCAAGCGUCUCAUAAAGGAUCAGAAUAUGCACUCAGAUCGCGAGGAGGGCAUUAGGCGUUUGGUUUUGUGCUCUGGAAAAGUUUACUACGAGCUGGAUGAACAGAGGAAAAAGGAAAAUGGCAGUGAUGUUGCCAUCUGUAGAGUAGAGCAGCUUUGCCCUUUCCCAUAUGACCUUAUCCAACGAGAGUUGAAGCGAUAUCCAAAUGCCGAGGUUGUUUGGUGUCAGGAAGAGCCGAUGAACAUGGGUGCUUACAGUUACAUUGCUCCCCGUUUGUCUACUGCUAUGAAAUCUGUCAACAGAGGAAAUGCUGAUGACAUUAAAUAUGUUGGUCGUCCUCCAUCCGCUGCAACUGCAACUGGUUUCAUAUCAGUCCAUGGCAAAGAACAAACAGGGCUUGUACAGAAGGCAUUGCAGCCAGAGCCAAUACAAUUCCCGUGAGUGCGUUGCCUGUUUUUUUUAAUAAACUGGACCAAUUUUGAGUUAAAAGAGAGUACAUUGUACGGGGUAUAAGAGUUUGGAAGAGUCCAAACGAUUUUCUGCAAUAAAUAUUUUUUUCCUUUUUGCUACGAUACUGUAAUACUGACCGAGAAAAUUCUCUUGUCAAAUAAGUUAUGGUUUGUUACUCGAACUUGUAUAUGAGUUAGAUUUUAUUUCGAAUAAAUCGUUCUUCUUUCCUUUC